ACAAAUUAAAGUGCUCUGAUUUUCCCAGAAAAAUGCUGAUACUGCGUGUAACACUGCUGUUGUGCUUGCUGCCCUUAAUGGCAGCAUACCCGGUGGAAGCAGAAGUGAAAACUGGACAGGUUGCUGAACUCAACUCAGCCGAUUUUGGCGAUCUGACAAAUGGUCUAAGCGAUGCCGAAGUGGAAUCUACACUCAAUGGUUUAUCGCUGGAUGAUCUGAAUGCACUCAACAAGCUCUUGGAUGACGCUGGCAAUGGGCCAUUUGACUUAGAGGCAAGCCUAAGAGGUCAUCAUAGGCAGGCGAAGAAACAGCAGUCCUACGAUGACAUGGAAUCGCUCGAAGAGGAUUUGGAGCCAGCGCUAAGCUCGCAUAAUGGUGAUGCGUGCCACGAUGAGGAUGAACCCGAUCAAUGCACCGAACAGCAGCAGCAGCACCAGCCACCCAAGUGCAAAAAGCGACCGACCACAAAACGUUGCACGUCCACCACACGAAGAUGUACAACGACGUCGUGCAAAUCCAUGGACGGUUUUCUCGAUCUCAAUGUGGAGAAUAACAAGGGCAGCUCCUCCUCCGCCGGUGCCAAGCAGAAGUACGAGGAUGACGAGGAAUGUGAUCCGGAGGAUACAAUGUGUCUGCAGCGUCAGCAGCGUUACAAGCAGCGACCGAUUUUGCAUGAUUUUGCGGAUAUAUCAUUGAAUCAGAAUUCGCCCAAUUCGCUGGAUAGUCUGGAGCAGCUCGCAGCCCAAGCACAACGUGAGGAAUCGUUGAAGUUGCCCAAACAACUGGACAGUUGGAUCAGCAAAGAUGCUGCUCCGGAUGUGUUCAACUCUUGGUCGGAGGACAAAAUGGUGGCCGAGGAUGAUGGACAGCCACAGGAGAGUGAAGAGGAGCGCCAGCAAGCGGAGGCCUAUGAACGUCAGCAGUUGGCACGUGUGGCUCGGGAGGAACAGCAGCAACUGCAGCAGCUGCAGCUGCAGCAGGCAGCUGAGACUGAGACAGAGCAGGAGAGUUCCUCGCUGGAUGAGGAUGUGCAACAGAAUGCGGCGCCGGCCGCAGCUGAUGAGCUUGAAGCGGCUGAAUCGUUGCCGCUGGCCAACGAUGGCGACAGUUUUAUUGCAAAUAAUGAACGCGAACCGGUUCGCUAUCGCAUCGAAACGGAGCAUGGUGGCUACAUCAGCAGCGAGCAUGAGCUGGGCGAGCAACUGUUGCAGGCGGACAAGGAGCACAGCGAGUUGCUCAACUAUGACAACUAUCAACAGCAGCAGCAGCACUCCAACAACGAACACAACAACAACAAUCCCAACCAGUAUCAACUCGAAUCCGGCAAACGCAUCAAACGCGACAACAAACAAACUGACGAUGCACCCGAGAAUCCCAACGAGAGCUAUCUGAAGAAGCUGAUGGACUCGUUUCCGCGAGACCAGCUCAACAGCCAGAGCAAUCUGAAUGUGGCCAUCAGGCAGGCGAAACGCUCCCAUUUGCGUGUCAAACGUAGUUAAAUUCUUUCCAUUUGUUUUUAGUUCACAAUACUUUAAAUGUGUAUGUGUGCCGUGUGUAUCGUGUGUGUGUGUGUGUGUUUGUGUGCGUGUGUGUGAAUAUAUAUUUUAUAGGACUAAUUCAAAUAAACAUCUCAAUGUAACAAUUAA
Molecule: messenger RNA, 1646 nt
Organism: Drosophila grimshawi
Lineage: Eukaryota; Metazoa; Arthropoda; Insecta; Diptera; Drosophilidae
Product: putative mediator of RNA polymerase II transcription subunit 26
Exons: 5
Coding region: 33-1499 (488 amino acids)
Source: RefSeq, a predicted model, not a curated record